Molecule: messenger RNA, 2331 nt
Organism: Aquila chrysaetos chrysaetos
Lineage: Eukaryota; Metazoa; Chordata; Aves; Accipitriformes; Accipitridae
Gene: NHLH2
Product: nescient helix-loop-helix 2
Exons: 3
Coding region: 1211-1645 (144 amino acids)
Biological process (GO): regulation of transcription by RNA polymerase II
Molecular function (GO): protein dimerization activity; RNA polymerase II cis-regulatory region sequence-specific DNA binding; DNA-binding transcription factor activity, RNA polymerase II-specific
Source: RefSeq, a predicted model, not a curated record
CUGUCUGUUUCGCCCCUGCCACCUUCCGCACCCCUCUUUGGCUUCUUUGCCACUCCGGGAGGGGUGGGAGGAGGAACUGCACUUUCUUUUUGUGCGUGUGAGCGUACCUUUUCCUGCACCGACGUUCUCUCUCGCAGCCGCUCCGAACCCGCGCCGAGAUUUUUCCUUUAUUUUGUUUUGUUUUUCUUUUCAGCGUUCGCAUUUCUUUCUUUAUUCUCACUCCAGAGAUGCAGGAGGAGUUAGGAAGCUCAGGGACGGAUGGGGGUUUCGUUUAUCCUUUUUUCUCCCCUCCUCGCCAGCUCUUGAAGGACCAGAAGAAAAACUAAACCAAACAUUUUAUUCUCCGACGGCGUCUCCCCCUCCUGCCCCUCUCCGCCGGACCGGUGAAUUAACAAAACCGCACGUUACACCACCAUUACCCCCUCCUUCCAAAAAAAAAAAAAAGAAAAAAAAAAAAGAACAACAAAAAAAAAAAUAGAGAAGAAAGAAAGGAGGGAGCGACGCAUUGUUACCCCGGGCCGCGGCGGAACAAAGCCGGCAGCUCCGCGCCGGGCUCCGCGCAACGCGCAGCGGGCUUCGGGCUCCGCGCCCCGGGCUCCGCGCCCGGCCCGGCCCGGGAACGGCGGCGGGGGCGGGCGGAGGUUCCGCGGGCCGCCGCGGGGAAGGAGAAGCCGAAGGGGCGGGGGAGAGGGAAUAAUCCCGGCUGGUGCUAUCGCCGCAUCCCUUUUGUUAUUUAUCGCGAUCGGGGAAGAGGAGGAAGAAGAGCGGGGGAGACGGCAAUUUCCCCCCCCCCCCCCAAAAAAAAACCCACAACCAACCCCGACUGGCAGCAGCUGCCGGUGCGUUGCAGCCCGCUGCCCCGAAUUAACGGGCGGAGGCAGACUUUGAUGGGGGAAAAGCUUUUUUUCUCCCCUGAUGCAUCGUAAGUAACUUAAGUUGUUAUUUAUACUCCGCAAACAAACACGGCGAUAACAUCUCCCAUCUCCGGAGCGCUGGAGGCCGCGGCGAGGGAUGAGAUCUGCCUUUCCCCAUCCGAGCAGGACACUUUUCCGCUCGUAAUUCAUUUGAUUUGAUUUUGAUUUUUUAAUUUUUCCAUGCUCCGUUUCCGGAGGGCCAUUUGAACUGUAAAGGAAUCGCCGAGGGGGCGAGGGGACCUGGAGAGAGAGGCUGUCCAAACGACUCCGCCGAGGCUCCUCCGCCCCCCUCCAAGAUGAUGCUUAGCCCGGACCAAGCUGCCGACUCCGACCACCCCUCCUCGGCCCCCUCCGACCCGGAGUCCCUGGGCGGUGCGGACGCCCAGGCUCUCAGCUGCUGCGUCUCCGAUCCGGAGCCGGCGGAGGGCGGCGGCGGCGGCGGCGGCGGCGGCGGCGGCGGCGGCGGGGAGGGCCGGGGGGGGGGCCGGCCCGGUCUGCACCCGCCGCCGUUAAGCCGGGAAGAGAAACGAAGGCGGCGACGAGCCACGGCCAAGUAUCGUUCUGCCCACGCCACGCGGGAACGGAUCCGCGUGGAGGCCUUCAACCUGGCCUUCGCCGAGCUGCGCAAGCUGCUGCCCACCCUGCCCCCGGACAAGAAGCUCUCCAAGAUCGAGAUCCUGCGCCUCGCCAUCUGCUACAUCUCCUAUCUCAACCACGUCCUGGACGUGUAGACCACCCCCCCCCCCCCCCGCCCCCCCGGACCGCCCCGGCGGACACCCCCCCCCCCCCCCGGAGCUCCGGUCCCCGUCGUCGGGGCGCCGUCUGUCCGUCUGUCCGGCCGUCCGCCCCGGGUCCGGCCCCGGCGGGCAGCGGCUUCCCCCGGGGCGAGCGGGGGGGGGGGGGGGUGUCCCCGCCGUCCUGCUCUCUGUCCCGUGUGUCGUCCCCCGCAACCCGGGGGCUGUCCCGCACGGUGACGGUGCGGCCGGCCGGGAGCCCGUUUUUUCGAAGAGAAGUGUAAAACCGGAUUGUUUCUUCAGGCUGUCAAGUGCCCCUUUAUAUAUAUCCAAAAACAUCUACUUGUGACCUUAAACGUGUGACCCAUGGGUGCAGUUAAAAAUAACUAUUUUUUAUUUAUGGUAGAAGGAGUUGACAAUUUAUUUUUUUCAAGAUUUAUUUAUUUUUCAGAGUGGUGGCAAUUUUACUUUGGAUACUUUGUGCCAAUUGGUUUCUAUAGUCGGGUGUUUACACUUUAUCCUGUGGAAUAUUAUGUUUAACUUUAUGAGUGUUCGUUGGGAUCAAUACAGUGUUCCUUUGCCUUCUUUUUAAUUUAUUUUUUUCCCCUCCAAUUAUAUUGCACUUGUGUACCACAAACCUUCCCUUCCUCCCUGUUUAUAACUAUAUAUUUUAUAUAUAUCAA